Molecule: messenger RNA, 1533 nt
Organism: Aureobasidium namibiae CBS 147.97
Lineage: Eukaryota; Fungi; Ascomycota; Dothideomycetes; Dothideales; Saccotheciaceae
Product: general substrate transporter
Exons: 3
Coding region: 1-1533 (510 amino acids)
Biological process (GO): transmembrane transport; carbohydrate transport
Cellular component (GO): membrane
Molecular function (GO): carbohydrate:proton symporter activity
Source: RefSeq, a predicted model, not a curated record
AUGGACAAGGUUACUCAAGUUGUCGUCUUCUCGUCAACGGCAAUCGCCCUUUAUGGUUACGAUCAGGGCAUGAUGAGUCUGAUCAACACGAACGAAGACUAUCUCAGCACAAUGGGUCUUCCUGAGGAGAGUCCUAUCGUCGGCCUCAUUGUAGCCUUGUAUUACCUGGGUACUGCUGUCGGAGCUGUCAUCUUCUCCUUCCUGGCCGAUCGUUUCGGUAGAAAGCCUGCGCUUUUUGGAUGCCUCGCCAUGUCCUCCCUCGGAAACCUCAUCAUGUUCGUUGCUGGUCUCAAGUUCUCCAAGGGAGCCAUCAUCGUCAUGAUCGCCGGCAGAGUGGUGAUGGGACUGGGUGUAGGCGGUGUUGAUGCCGUGGUUCCAGUUUACAGUUCCGAGCUCUCCGAGGAUGAGGCUCGUGGUAAGGCACUUGCUCAGGAGUUCCAGAUGAAUAUUUUCGGACUCAAUAUGGCUUUCGCCGUGAACCUCGGGCUGACUAUAGCUCUGGGCAAGUCCAACCAGUGGGCCUGGAGACUUCCCAUCAUCAUCAUGCAGGUUUACCCUGUCCUUUUGAUGGCUUUCAUUGGCAUUCUUCCCGAGUCUCCAAGAUGGCUCGUCUCUCACGACCGCAAGGAUGAUGCAAAGGCAGCUCUUGUUACAAUCUACGGAGAAGACCAGGCUGGAGAGACUUUGGACAACCUCAUUGAGUCCAACGACAACGAGUCAUCCAAGAACGUCACCUACACUGACAUGCUUACCCCAGGACACGCUCAGUUCCACCCAACAAUGAUAACUGUCAUGGGACAGAUCAAUCAGGCUCUUACUGGGUAUGGAGCUGUCUCGGUCUACGGCCCUCAAAUCUUUGAGCUGCUUGGAUUUGACACCCGCAUGUCUGAGUAUCUGACCCAGGGCAACUACGUGUCUUACUUCAUCCUGAUGACAUUUGCAUGGCUCUUGGUUGAUGCCGUGGGUCGCCGUAAGGUGUUGCUCGGUGGAUCUAUCGUCUUGACAGUCUGCUUCUUCUUGCUUACCUUGUUCGGAGGCCUGGCAUUCAACGCUGACGAUUUGGGUAUUCCGGAAGUAGCUGUUGCUAUUCCGGGUAUUGUUGCCCUCUAUGUUGCUACUGGAGCAUUCGGUAUCGGUUGGCUUGCAACUAUCUGGCUGAUCCCCACGGAAAUCUUCCCUACUACCGCAAGAGCCCAAGGUACUGCCGUCAGCGUAGUUGUCUGGGGUUUGGCCAACUUUGCUGUUACCCUCCUGACACCGAUUCUCUUCAACAACCUCAACUACUGGCUCUUCCUCGUCUUCGCAUUCUCGAACAUGUUCGCCGGAGUCUGGACUUACUUCUACCAGCCCGAGUCCGGUGGUCGCAGCUUCGAAGACAACCAGGUCUUCUUCGAAGAAGCCAAGAAGGCUGGCACUUGGAGAGUUGGUGCCGUCAAGGAUGGUGAAUUCAAGAAGAUGCCUUACGGCAACUCUGACCGUGAUAGUGAGAACACGCCUUUGCUCAGAAGAGUGAGGGAUCAAGUUUCGGCUUAA